Bipolaris zeicola 26-R-13 is the source of this 894-nucleotide messenger RNA. RefSeq lists its product as uncharacterized. The record is from RefSeq and is a predicted model, not a curated record. NCBI's taxonomy places the organism in Eukaryota, Fungi, Ascomycota, Dothideomycetes, Pleosporales, Pleosporaceae. Bases 1 to 894 code for a protein of 297 amino acids. The transcript is spliced from 5 exons.
AUGCCUGGCUUCACAGGUGAAUCUGAGUCUCAGGACAUGCGUGACGUCAGCUACAAAGCCAUAGGUUCAAAUAUACCGCUCGGAGCCGCUCGCCCUCCAGCUCCCGAUCUCCUGAUUUCGACGCCCGCUAUCGACAACGCUCGCCAUUCCAACGAGAGAGACACGAGUCUCCGACGACAGUCACGUAUCCAGACUUUUACCCACCAUUGUCAUGAAGCCAGGGACUGUAUGAACAGUCUUGAACGCUCUCAAGAGUAUCGCACCAGAGACCACGAUCACCCCGCACGAUGCCCCAGUCGUACGGAUCUAGAGCAAGCUCUCGCUGGGGCCCUGGCAUUGUUCCGAGCCAAGAUCGCGACAACGAAGGUCCAUCUGCAGGCCAGAUGGCCGCAGAUGCCGGAUCCUUCCAGCAUCAAGAUAGGCGUCGAGAUAUUGAGGAAUGAUCAGGUAUUUCGGCGCCACUCAUGUAGCGUUAGUUCCAGCGAGGUGACCCCCACCGAGCAAGACGCAGAGCAGUCUCAACACUCCAACACCAACCGACCACAAUUCAUCUUGGCUUUCCGAAUGAGGCCGAUAGAGCAGUCGCAUCACAACUACAGCAACGAGCAUCAAGCGCAGAAAUUUCCUCCACAUACCUCGGCGAGGGACUUGUCGCCCACCCAAGACUCUCCCAUCCCUCCUCCACCACCGACAGCAUACGAUCUUCUCCGAUACAAUUACGACAUUUACAUGAAAUACGCAGAUCUGCCAAAGGGCGAAGGCUUUUUCAAUGGCCAUAAUAGCAAGAUUACACCCUCCAAGUACGGCUCAGAUUCGCGUCAUGACCUUGGUCUUUGCUUCAGCACUUUUCUUACUCGUUAUCGCUGUAAGAUGGGUCUGCAUUGUCCUUGGUGA